AUGAAAUUAGUGCUUGUUGGAAUCGGCGGGCCGUCGUCAUCGGGAAAAACUACCGUGGCCAAGGCACUCCAUCUGCUCUUCUCGAAGUCCACUCUCAUCCACUUGGACGACUUCUACUUCCCGGACGAUGAGAUUCCCUACGACUCCACUGCCGACAUCCAGAACUGGGACUGCGAGGAGGCUAUCGACUGGGUUCGUUUCAAGGAGUAUAUUGCCAAGGUACGCGAGACCAAUGGUGCCAUGUUGCCCAUGGAUUCGUUGGAAGUUGAUUCCGAGUUAAAGUUGACUCCACUGGAAAUCGAUGCAUUAAAACACCACGCUGACGCCAUUGAGUCGCAAGGCUACCACGUAGUGUUUGUUGAUGGGUUCAUGCUUUACCAUGACAAAGCAAUUCUUGAGUUGUUUGAUGUAAAGCUCUUUUUCCAUGCUCCAUAUAAGGUUUUGAAAGAAAGACGAGAGGCCCGUAAGGGCUACAAUACGGUGGCAGGGUUCUGGGAGGAUCCUCCGGGCUAUUUCGAUAAGAUAGUGUGGCCCGAGUUUAUUCGGUCUCAUAGUCAUCUCUUUGAGGAUGGAAAUGUAGAAGGUGCGCUCACCACAGAGUAUCAGAACCUUGGGUUGGCAGAUGUAGCCAACGAUGGCUCGAAGAGUUUAGCAGAAUUGAUUAAAUGGUCAAUGGAUCAAGUGACAAGGCAGAUCGCAGAUUUGGGACAAAAUGGAGCAUAG
Sungouiella intermedia is the source of this 723-nucleotide messenger RNA. NCBI's taxonomy places the organism in Eukaryota, Fungi, Ascomycota, Pichiomycetes, Serinales, Metschnikowiaceae. The record is from the annotation of a GenBank genome assembly.